Lactuca virosa is the source of this 1254-nucleotide messenger RNA. Lineage: Eukaryota; Viridiplantae; Streptophyta; Magnoliopsida; Asterales; Asteraceae. The record is from the annotation of a GenBank genome assembly.
AUGGGUGUGCUUCGAGGCGUUGAGUUCUCCGAUCGAACACCAAAUGGGUGUGAUUCUAGGUGUCGAAUAUUGAUUGACGUUUCGUUUUUCUAUGCGACGUUGAUGAUCACCGGUACACACGCUGCCCUUCUCACCACAGAAAUUGGACUCAAAGUGUCAUCAUCGUCAAAAUCUGUUCGUCUCUUUCUGCCGAUUAUCUGUUCCUCUGUUCUCACGACUGUGUUUUUCUUCUUUAGAAAAACGUCUCAAAGAUGGUCCAGAAAAGCCAACGGGUAUGGGCUCAAAAGAGAGCAGGCCUGGAUUUCGCUACGAGAUAAGCAGCGGUUGUGGUCAGUCUUCGUCACCCGUACUCUACCUGCAAAUAUGGCGACUCAAUUGAGCAAAAAACGAAAGUUUGUAGCAGAUGGUGUGUUCUUCGCUGAGCUGAACGAGGUCCUUACCAGGGAACUCGCGGAGGACGGUUACUCCGGCGUCGAAGUUAGGGUUACGCCCAUGCGUACCGAGAUCAUCAUAAGAGCCACCCGUACCCAAAACGUUCUCGGUGAGAAGGGAAGGAGGAUCAGGGAGUUGACAUCUCUUGUUCAGAAACGAUUCAAGUUCCCUGAAAACAGUGUUGAGCUUUAUGCUGAAAGAGUCAACAACAGAGGGCUAUGCGCCAUUGCUCAAGCUGAGUCUUUGCGUUACAAGCUUCUUGGAGGACUUGCAGUCCGCAGGGCUUGCUAUGGUGUUUUGAGGUUUGUUAUGGAAAAUGGAGCAAAAGGAUGUGAGGUUAUUGUUAGUGGAAAGCUUAGAGCCCAGCGUGCCAAGUCAAUGAAGUUUAAGGAUGGAUACAUGGUGUCAUCUGGUCAACCCGUGAAGGAAUACAUUGACUCUGCUGUGAGACAUGUGCUUCUUAGACAGGGUGUUCUUGGUAUCAAGGUGAAGAUCAUGCUUGAUUGGGAUCCUACUGGGAAGCUUGGGCCUAAAACUCCUUUACCUGAUAAUGUUAUAAUUCAUAUGCCUAAAGAUGAUGUAAUUGUUCAUCCACCAAAAGAGGUUGAGGAAUAUAGGCCACCAAUUGUUGCUGAUGAGCCAUUGCCUAUGCCCAUCAAAAAAGCCGAAAAUGGCUCUGUUCUGGGCUCGUCUCUCAUAAUCAAACAAUCAAACAAAGAAAAGAAUCACUCUCUGUAUAAUACGGCGCCCUACACCCCUACUCAUCGACAUCGUUUCUCCGAUCUCAUCUUAUCGACUCUCGCCGUUUGUCUCCGUGCUUGA